Hypoxylon trugodes is the source of this 2422-nucleotide messenger RNA. RefSeq lists its product as uncharacterized. NCBI's taxonomy places the organism in Eukaryota, Fungi, Ascomycota, Sordariomycetes, Xylariales, Hypoxylaceae. The record is from RefSeq and is a predicted model, not a curated record. The transcript has a single exon. Bases 502 to 2121 code for a protein of 539 amino acids.
CAAUUCUCUCUUCUUAAAAACACACACCUUACAACAUACGAUUCCUUAAUUAAACAUCUCAGGAUAUAAUAACCACGGUCCCAUGAUGUACACAUGCCGCGCAAUGACAAGUGUUAUGAUGUUGGUAUUUUCAAGCAAAUACUCUCCCCCCUUUUCCGACUAGGUGGGUGACCACAAGACCGGAAGAGGCCGGGACACGAUUUCCAGAAAAUGAGUAUUCUCAAUGCGACUCCCUUAGGACAAAUACAGAGACUUCCCGGAAAGACCGAUUCACCUGUAAAGGUAGGUACAGGUGUUGACAGAAUGUCGUUAGUCUGGUAUAGGGACGAAAUGGUUGCGUUCUCGCCCCCUUCUCUUCAAACCACUCACCUACUUAACCAUUCCCAACGCAUAGUUUACUCCUCAAAACUUGUGAAUCAAAAACAACUUACCAAAACUAUCGCAAUACAGAUUAGGUGUAUUGCUACGUCAGGGCAGCCCAUUUAGUUCCCCCCUAUUGCUAUGUCCUUGAACAGAUGGUCUUUGCCCAGUAGGGCUUUCGCCCGUGAGAAAACCAGUGACGAUGAUACAAAUCAAAGCAGCAAGUUCCUAACGGUUCACAUCGGGGAUCCCGGUAACCGCCGACGCGCUAAUCUCUCAUCCGCCUUUACCGGUUUGUUUGAUAAGGAUGAGAAUCGUGUGAACAGCAUAACCUCUGAUGGUAGCCGCUUCGCUACGGAAGAAUUGAAACCCCUUUCAACUCGAAUCGAGAAUGUUCCAUCAGUCCCUAGGAACAAAUUCGACAAAAUUGAUGCUCGGCUACAACGUCUGACUACGCCUGUUUAUCCAAAUCCCAAACGCAGAGUAAUUGGUAAUGUCUCCCCUAAACAAGAGUAUGUACCAAGGAAAGAUAAUACAAGCAAUCCCUCACAUUUGAACCCAUUCGCGAAAUUACUGGGAAGCAAUUCAAAAACGAUCGUAUCGUCGGUAUCCCUCACUAGAGUUCGCAGCACCUCAUCAUCCUAUCCAUCGGAAGGUAUACGUUCUCCACCGGAUCAAAGCCUCUCGCCACAGUUGAAUACUUGGUCGGAUAGCUUCAUCUCUGAGUUAUCCCCUUAUGGCACAUACCCGGUGCGAGAUAACUCGACCAAAUCGAGCGCUUCGGCAAAUAACACGUCAAUUCAAGAUGGUAGAGUGGGACAGUGUCUUAUGGAAGAACUAGCUGCGGCUGGUGGAAUUUCAGAUACAGACACAAGAACAACAAGUAGGGAUUAUACUUCUAAACCACUUCUUUCAGACAUUACCUCAAUAAGUUCCCAUGAGGAAGAGGAAGAUAAAUCACCUGAGACUGGCAACAAUAGUGGCUUCGUCACUCCUAUUGAGGCAGUAUCAAAGGCCCCAAGCUCGUCUUCUCAAGAGGACCUUACGGCUAUGUUAGACGGUCAGGGGUCUAGCAUAUCAGCUAUACAUGGUAGCUAUCCUGAACUUCGAAGGUUCACACGCAUUAGUUCAUCCGAGGAUUAUGUACCAUUUCGACCAAGCAAUGCAGAUUCCACUCGACCCCUACGCCCAAGCACAGACGCCGAUGGGACAGGUCCUACCAGGAUACGUUGGAUGAACCAAGAUAAGCCAUAUAACACAAUGCCUGCGUCUCUUCUACGAAAGCAUACCAAGGGAUAUCGUACAGGAUGCCCUGGUGAUUUCGUCCCGCCUUAUCCCGAAGAGGCUCAAUUACCCGAAUUGCGCUGCAAAAACUCCAAUGGAUCUUCGACGACCCUCGCUCGACGAAUCCAAAAGUUCCGAUUUGGUAAAUGGAUCAAGAAAGUAUGUCUUCGCACCAAGGUACGCUUCGAUAGCGUCAUCAAUCCAAUCCCGUCCCCGAAGAAACUAGGCAAGGCGACAUUAAAGAUGCAGAAGUCACGACGCUCGAAGAAUGAUAGAAGCAUACACAAGGCGAAGCCGAAGCCGAGAAAGACACAUUGGAGGACCCCUAAAGCCACCAAGAAGGAAAAGAAGGUCAAAAUCCAAGAGGGGAAGGCACAUCGAUUCAUCCGCUCGCUCAAGACGAAGCAUAGUAUCCAUUUCCCUAUACAGACGAAAUCCAGUUUCAGCCAUAGGCGAGCGAAUUCUUGCCCACCUUGAGGCUCUUUGGACUGUUUUGUACUUUACCACCCCCACGCCACAUCCAUUGGUUAAAUAUCCACUAAAGGUGGCAUGAGCAACGAGGGCGGAUGGGUAGUAAGUCAUUCUAGUGCUGGUCCCCUUGCUAUCAUAUGUGUAGGUCACCCUAGGUUUAGACAAUGCUUUGUCGCAUAGAAGAAAUAAAAAUAAUUAUUAUGAGUGCUUCAGAUUCCAACGCAAAAACUCGACUUUGCGCGGAUUUGAGACUGAUAACCAGAAUAUGAGGUCGAUCAUAAAGUCGUGAAAAAAAAAAAAAAAAAAA